GUUGCCUUGGCUUAGAUGUGAUUCGGAAGGGUUGACACACAAGCUAUAUGGGAGAUUGAGCCCUCAUGCAUGAGGGAAGUUUAAAGGGGAAGCAAAGUCCUGAUGAUUGAGAGAUAGAGUUCUGAAGCACAGGAAUUCGAGAUUAAGUAGGAAUCUGAGAAUGGUCGGUGUCAUAUCUUGUGAGAGGAUUGCUAAUCUGUGUAUUGUGUUUUUUAUUCAAAGUAGCAAUGAAGUACAAGGUGGGUCGGUGCCCUAUAAUUCGAUACGUGCAUGUGCGGGUUCUUUUUUUUCUAAUGACGUGUGGGUUUUGGAAGCUGGCCUACAGGGGUGUGUAGGUGCGGACGGACAAGAAAAAUUAUAAGGGAGUUUUUGCGCCUGCGACAGUAAUCGCACGUCUUCCGGCCAGUAGUGGAUUUUAGGCGGUGAAUAAGGUAUAAACCGUUCAACCACCGGUCACGCCUAUUCUAUAAAACGGCGCCGUUUUAGUUUGCUAUCGUUUUCAGGCUUGUCUUUCAAAAUUGAUGGAGAAGAUCCACUGACAAAUAGAGCGGUUUCGUGUUCGCUGAAUGAUGUCAAAUCCUCUUCGAUUUUCGCUUAAUUCUUCGAAAAUCUCCUCUUUCUCGUUCUCACCCUUCUCGCCAUCCUCUUUGAUCUUCCCAAAAUCUGGAGUUUCCCCGCCCAAUCAAACCCCAUCUUCUCGAAUUUCUUCUCUCAAUGUUCUUGGCCCCCUUCAAUUCACUCGGCCGAAGCGUUUGGCCUCUUUCAAGGUACAUGCAUCUCUUGCUGAGACUAACCAGCCAAAAUGGUGGGAAAAGAAUGCUGGCCCAAAUAUGAUUGACAUUCAUUCCAUGCAAGAAUUUUUAAGCGCAUUAAGUCAAGCAGGAGAUAAGUUAGUUAUUGUAGAGUUUUAUGGCACGUGGUGUGCCUCUUGCCGGGCGUUAUUUCCCAAGCUCUGCAAGACCGCACAAGAUUAUCCUAACAUUAUAUUUUUAAAGGUGAAUUUUGAUGAGAACAAGUCAAUGUGCAAAAGCUUGAAUGUAAAGAUGCUUCCAUGUUUCCACUUUUAUCGAGGAUCAGAUGGACUGCUGGAAUCUUUUUCAUGCUCGCUUGCAAAGUUUCAGAAAAUAAAGGAUGCAAUUGCAAAGCAUGACAUUGGACACUCCAGCAAUGGUCAGCCUAAAGGUGUUGGAGACUUUCAUCCUUCUUGAGACAUCCCUUGCUUUCCAGAACAAGCCAGCAGAGUCUACUUAAUGAUAAUCCCUUCUUUGUUCAUCCAUCUUCCUGUCUUCCUGUAUAUACAUGCUGAUAUUCGUGUUCUGCAACUAGGCAUGAUGUGCAGUUUUAGGUUCAAACUAAAAUUGUGAAAAUGCUGUCUUCUAUGUAAAAAGGGUUUGGCUGAAAUGCUUGUCCAUUUAUUUCUCUAUUGUAAUUUACUCUACUGAACUUCCAGUGUAAAAGGAAGAGAAUUUGAAUGAUAGCUUCUUUCUUGAGCAAAUUGGUCUUGAAUGGAUGAAAGUUAAUUGUUUCA
Vitis riparia (riverbank grape) is the source of this 1528-nucleotide messenger RNA. RefSeq names its product thioredoxin-like 2-1, chloroplastic. Bases 567 to 1208 code for a protein of 213 amino acids. The record is from RefSeq and is a predicted model, not a curated record. NCBI's taxonomy places the organism in Eukaryota, Viridiplantae, Streptophyta, Magnoliopsida, Vitales, Vitaceae. The transcript has 4 exons. Gene Ontology annotation, biological process: cell redox homeostasis.